Molecule: messenger RNA, 13682 nt
Organism: Hymenoscyphus albidus
Lineage: Eukaryota; Fungi; Ascomycota; Leotiomycetes; Helotiales; Helotiaceae
Source: the annotation of a GenBank genome assembly
CGGAAAUCUACCUAGGUAGGUCAACACCUACAGUCAACCACAAAUUCCAGUCCACCACCACACCACUCUCCACGGCGAUACCACUCACUUUUGCGCUCCCUAUCCUACCACGACUACGACCACCCCCUCUGCCUCACUCAUUCGGCGAUGACUCUAAACUGAAGACAAAUUACAACCAUGAUGGAGGUAACGUCUCCAGGUUCGGCUGGGUCGCCAGCGAACGGCGUUGCUGCAAACGGGGGUUUUCAAAUCGACCCUCAAAUCAUCCUCGACCACUUCACACAAGUCUGCGAAAUCACUCUGGGAGCCACCAAAAGCGACCUGGUGAACUCCGGAAGCUUGUUAUCCAAAGCGAAGGUAUCUGAUACGACUGUGCGUGUUCAACGCUGGGCAGAAUCCCAAGAUGUACUCUACAUACAGAAGGAACUCUCUCCGGGAAGCGAGCUGGAAGCUGUCCUUGAUGAAUCCAGUAUGUUUUUCUAUGGGAAGGGAUGUCUGAAGACCGCUAACUCUCCACACAGCCCCAACUAGUUAUAGCUAUAGUCUCGCAACUGAAAUCACUUUCUCGCCCUCAACGAUUGCCUCCAUUGCCCUUUUGAAACGACCUCUUCCUAUAGAUCCUACGAUACCCAUUACAUCACAAAUACAAAUUAUUAAUUUGCCGGGCGUUGCUUCGCUGAGCGGCGGCGCCGGUGGACAGGGCACCUCGGUUUCUCCAUUCGAAGUCCUGCAUUCUGUUGUACACCUAGCGCUGGCGCCGUAUUUUGAUGCAUAUACGAAAAAGCAGCAAAGCACAAAUGGCGCUCGAGGCAGAUCCGAUGCUGAAGCAAAGACGGGAAUACCGGUGACCAAGAAGCGUAUGGCAGAGCUGGAACUAAGCUUGCUUCAUCUGCAACAAAACAUCGAAAUCCCUGAUUUGAUUUUGCCUAUGCAUCCAAUGGUUCAGACAGCUCUGGAAGAAGCCGCAGCACGAAAUAUACGCCCUUCCGCAGAACUAGUUCCUGCAGCCCUAUUGCAGGACAGCACAUUUCUUAAUAACGUGCAAUCAAUUGUCAAUGGUUGGAUCAAAUCUAUUCAAGCAGUAACCAAGAUGUCGCGAGAUCCAAGCAGCGGUAAUGCGACUCAGGAGAUCAACUUUUGGGUAUCCAUGGAAUCUGCACUUGAAGGAAUUGCGAGCCAGCUAAAAGGUGAAGGAGUUAGCUUAACCAUGGAAAUUCUUCGAACUGCCAAGCGAUUUCAGGCCACUGUGAGUUUCCAAGCUGAUACUGGAUUGAAAGAGGCUGUGGAAAAGGUCCAGAAAUACAAUCAGCUGAUGCGAGACUUUCCAUUGGACGAGUUGCUUUCGGCAACUUCCCUUUCAAAAAUCCAGGAAGCUUUGGGCUUGAUUUUUAAUCACCUGAAUAGAAAGCUACGGAUAUGCCCCUAUCCAAUCCGGAGAGCACUACCUUUGGUAGAAGCCAUUUCGGCAGAUCUGGAUGCCCAGUUGCAUAACUUGCUCCACGGCAAGUCCCUAAUGCAUCUGGAAUAUCGAGAAUUCCAAAAUCUAAUGUUGACGACGGAGUCAAUAUUCAAGAUUUGGGACGAGCACAUCAAGGAGUUCACCAACGUUGCCCGCGAAGUUACGAGACGGAGAAAUGAAAAGUUUAUUCCCAUCAAGAUAACCCCGGCACAUUUUGACCUUCAAGCAAGAUUGAAGUAUGUCAGCACAUUCCGAGAUAACCAUGAACAGCUACAGAAGACAAUCGUCAAUGUUCUGGGACCCAAAACUGGAGAUGAUGCUGGGGAUGGAGCCUUAAAUGGAGCUGUAUAUGUUGAGGAAAUGGGCGAUGUCGAUGCUGUGGAAGAAGUCAAGGAAGCAUAUGCCGCUCUGAAUAAUGUUGAUUUACUGGAUGUCUCGUCAGAAGGGACCCAACGCUGGAUUCAGGCUGAAAUGACAUACAAUGAGAGAACGUCUAGAGUUGAAAACUCCAUCAUUGCCAGACUCCGUGAUCGCCUAGCAACAGCGAAGAAUGCCAACGAAAUGUUUAGGGUCUUUUCGAAAUUCAACGCAUUAUUCGUUCGACCAAAGAUUCGCAGUGCAAUCACGGAGUACCAGACCACUCUCAUUGAAAAUGUCAAGAAUGAUAUUUCUGCCCUUCAUGAACGCUUCAAGCAACAAUAUGGUCACUCCGAAGCCCAUGCUAUGGCGCAACUCAGAGAUCUGCCCCCUGUUUCAGGAGCCAUCAUUUGGGCACGCCAGAUUGAACGCCAACUUGACGCAUACAUGAAAAAGGUUGCAGAUGUGUUAGGACACGAUUGGGCACUUCAUUCCGAGGGCCAAAAACUCCAGAGUGAAAGCAACCUCUUCCGUAAAAAAUUAGACACCAGACCAAUUUUUGAGGCAUGGCUUCAUGAUGUGCAGAGAAGGCAGAUAUCGAUUGCUGGGCGGCUCUUCAAUAUCAAUAAAAUACGUGCAGCAAACAAUGCUCUAGAGCUGGCUGUGAACUUUGAUGCCCAGGUCAUAGCACUUUUCAAGGAGACUCGAAAUUUAUUGUGGCUCAACUAUGCCGUGCCACACGCUAUCAACAAUGUAUCGAAAGAUGCAAAGAGAGUUUACCCUUUCGCUGUGAGUUUGAUGGAAAGUGUUAGGACUUACUCCCAAACAAGCCGGCAGAUAUCUCAGAUGUCUGAUGUAUCAAUACUUCUCGGUGGCUAUCAGAACGAAGUGCAGGCUUUGAUCUCCAGAGGUAUUCCAUUAAAAUGGGAAUCUUUUGUCAAUGGUUACGAUAUUAUCCAACCAGCUUACGUGUCGAAUGGUAUCAUGGAUAACAUGCCAGGAGUUCGUGGUGGCGAUAGUAAGCAUAUUCAGUUUAUUCGUGAAUUUGCCGCAUCGGUUUCUCUCUUGCAGUCCAAAACCACUGCUCUCGCAUCUAUCAACAUCACGGUUCAAAAAGCCUUGGCUGAACUAGUGACCUGUCCUUACGACGCAGUCUCCCUGGAAGAGCGGCUGGAAACGAUACAAAUGUCUGUUGACCAACUGAAUCUUGAGAAUUACGUCAAUCUCGCUUAUUGGGUGAGGGAGAUGAAUGACCGUAUCAAGGCCAUUCUCCUGGUGCGGUUGCAAAAAGCCAUCGCAGAUUGGGUUGAGAUCUUUCAGGAUAAUCGUUCCGAGGGCGUCAACGACGAUAGCCGAAAGAAACGUAUGAGCACCAUUGAUGGAGUUGUUAAUGAUAAUGAUCCCACUAUGAAGCGCCUGAUACAUGAAGUAUCUAUGAGGAACCAGGUUAUAUAUCUAGACCCUCCUUUGGAAUAUGCUAGGGCCAGUUGGUUCUCGCAACUACACGAGUGGCUAGGAGUAGUGUGUAACCUGCGAAAAGUCAAAGCAUCGAGAUAUGAGAUGUCUCUAGUGGCACGGAACGAGACGGAAGCUCGCUUCACAGAUCUACCAGCAUCUUGCGCAGACGAUUUGUCUUUGGUUUACGUUGCCAUUGAAACAAAGCUACGGGAAAUCAGUAGUUACAUUGACAGAUGGUUGCAAUUUCAGUCGCUGUGGGAUUUGCAGUCGGAACAGGUGUAUGAGAUUUUGGGGGAACAGCUCUCCAAAUGGCUGCAACUUUUACAAGACAUCAGAAAGGCACGAUCCACUUUCGACACCACCGAAGUUAGUCGCUCCUUUGGCCACCUCACCAUCGAUUAUGAACAAGUUCAAUCCAAAGUCAAUUCGAAGUACGAUCAAUGGCAGCAUGAGAUCUUGACCAAAUUUGGUGGUCGUUUAGGAAACCGCAUCCGAGAGGUUUACGCGGAAAUUGAGAAAGCACGAAAGGAUCUCGAGAUCCAAUCGUUAGAGGCAUCAUCCACUGCCCAGGCUGUUCAGUUCAUCACGAUCGUUCAAACAUGCAAACGCAAAGUGAAGGCAUGGGGCCCGGAGGUUGAGAUUUUCCGACAAGGACAAACAACACUGGUUCGUCAACGUUAUCAGUUCGCAGCGGAUUGGCUAGGAGUAGAGCAGGUUGAUUCUGAAUGGACUGCGCUCAACGAAAUAUUGGCUCGCAAAGCAAAGAUCGUGCAAGACCAAACAGAUGCCCUACGAGCUAAAAUUACCGCUGAAGACAAGGUUGUAGGUGAAAAGAUUGCAGAGAUCACAGCUCAGUGGAACGAAGAAAAGCCUGUAUCUGGAACCAUCGCCCCUGAUGUUGCCUCUGCUACCUUGACCUCCUUCGAAGACCGCAUUAGUAAACUUCAUGAUGAAUCUGAGAUGGUUUCAAAAGCGAAGGAGGCCCUUGAUCUUCCUGCCAGCCCCGAUACAGCCCUCGCCGCAAUUCUUGAAGAGGUUCAAGACUUCAAGUCUGUCUGGUCUGCCCUUUCUACCAUUUGGAAGAGUUUGAACGAUCUCCGAGAGACUCUUUGGAAUAGCGUGCAACCUCGCAAGCUUCGAUCCUCUAUUGACAGUCUCAUAAAGAUGACGAAAGAAAUGCCUAGUCGUAUGCGACAAUAUGCUGCCUUUGAGCACAUUCAGAACGUUCUCCGCCAAUUUCUCAAGGUCAACCCCAUUCUUUCAGAUCUAAAAUCAGAAGCAGUUCGUGAUCGACAUUGGAACAAGAUUUUCAAGGCUCUGCGACCAACCAAACGAUACUCACCAAUAUCUAUGACCUUGGGGGAAGUUUGGGAUUUGAACCUUGUUGCCAGUGAAGUAGUGAUCCGAGAUAUAAUCGCCCAGGCUCAAGGAGAAAUGGCCCUCGAAGAAUUUCUCAAGCAAGUCCGUGAAAUUUGGACAAGUUACUCUCUCGAUCUGGUCGGUUACCAGAACAAGUGCCGAUUGAUCAGAGGCUGGGACGAUCUUUUUGCCAAAUGUAGCGAGAACUUAAAUUCUCUCCAGGCUAUGCGACACUCACCUUACUACAAAGAGUUUGAAGAAGAAGCUUCGUCUUGGGAAGAUAAGCUCAAUCGUGUACAUGUACUCUUUGAUGUAUGGAUUGAUGUUCAACGUCAGUGGGUCUAUCUAGAAGGUGUUUUCACCGGUAAUGCAGAUAUCAAGCACCUCUUGCCAAUUGAAUCGUCAAGAUUUCAGAACAUCAACUCGGAGUUUUUUGCCGUAAUGAAGAAAGUUUAUAAGGAGCCUUUCGUCCUGGCUGUUCUCAACAUUUCAGGCGCCCAAAAAUCACUAGAACGUCUUGCAGAUCUGUUGAAUAAAAUCCAAAAGGCCUUGGGAGAGUACUUGGAACGAGAACGUGUGUCGUUUCCUAGAUUCUACUUUGUCGGUGACGAAGACUUGCUCGAAAUUAUCGGGAAUAGUAACGAUACUCUACGUAUUGCCAAGCAUUUCAAGAAGAUGUUCGCUGGGCUAUCUGGUCUCAUCAUGGAUGAGGAACAAAUCAUUUCUGGAUUUACCUCGAAGGAGGGAGAAGAGGUUAGAUUAAAGAAAGAGAUCUCACUCAUCAAGACGCCCAAGAUCAACGAUUGGCUGGCUUUGUUGGAAAGCAGUAUGAAGACAACAUUGGCCGAACUUUUGGCAGAAGCCAUCGAGCAAUAUGAGCCUAUCUUUGGAGCUGGUGAAAUUGACCCAGCAACAUUGAACCAGUACAUCUCAGCAUUCCCUAGUCAAAUAGUCGUGCUCGCUACCCAGGCGGUGUGGACAUCUUCAGUCGAGAAGGCCCUCGAGGCUGGAGGUUCAACACUCGGAAAAUUGUUUGAUCAGGAAGUGAGAGUUCUUCGACUUCUUGCUUCAACCGUUCUUGGAGAUCUCGAUACCAUUCAGAGAAAGAGAUGCGAACAUCUGAUCACCGAAUGUGUCCACCAACGUGACACCAUUGAAAAGCUUGUCAAGCUCAAUGCAUCCACACCCAACCACUACCUCUGGCAGUUGCAAAUGCGCUACGUCUAUACACCAGAGGGUGAGUUUCUACAGCGUCUUCAUAUCAAAAUGGCAAAUGCAAAAUUGAACUAUGGCUUCGAAUACUUGGGAGUUGCCGAACGCCUGGUUCGAACACCAUUGACUGACCGUUGCUUCUUGACCCUAACUCAAGCUUUAUGUCAACGAUUGGGAGGGUCUCCAUAUGGUCCCGCAGGAACAGGUAAGACCGAAUCCGUCAAAGCACUUGGUGUGCAACUGGGUCGAUUCACUCUUGUUUUCUGUUGCGAUGACACUUUUGAUUUCCAAGCAAUGGGCAGAAUCUUCUUGGGUAUCUGCCAAGUCGGAGCAUGGGGUUGUUUCGAUGAGUUCAAUCGAUUGGAAGAGCGAAUCCUCUCCGCUGUUUCCCAACAGGUCCAAAAUAUUCAACUCGGAUUGAAACAAGGCGCAGAAGACGAGAAGUCUCAAAUCGAGCUGGUUGGCCGCCAAUUACACGUCAAUGCUAACACUGGCCUCUUCAUCACUAUGAAUCCUGGAUACGCUGGUCGUUCAAACUUGCCAGACAAUCUGAAAAAGUUGUUCCGAAGCGUAGCUAUGUCCAAGCCCGACAAAGAGCUCAUUGCUGAGGUCAUGUUAUACUCUCAAGGUUUCAACCAAGCGAAAGCUCUCUCCAAACAAACCGUACCGUUCUUCGAUCGUUGCGCUGCUGGGUUAUCAAAGCAAGCCCAUUAUGAUUUUGGACUUCGUGCCCUGAAGAGUGUACUAGUCAGCUCCGGUGGCCUGAAGCGUGCCCGCAUUACACAAACUGGAGGGGAUCUUGGACCAGAAGAGGAAGUUGAACCACAAAUUAUUGUUCAGAGUAUUCGGGAGACAAUUGCGCCCAAGCUUAUCAAGAGUGAUGUGGUUAUCAUGAGAACCAUCGAAGAGGAGUCGUUCCCUGGAGUUCAGUACGUUCCUGCCAGUCUCGAAAAAUUGAAGGAGGCAAUCCACAGCAUCGCCAAAGAAAGACAUCUCGUAGUCAAUGAAACUUGGUUGACAAAAAUCCUUCAACUUUAUCAAAUCCAGGGCAUCCACCACGGUGUCAUGAUGGUCGGCAACUCGGGCUCUGGCAAAUCGGUAGCCUGGAAACUGCUGCUCCAGGCAUUGCAGCAAGUUGAAAACGUGGAAGGUGUAUGCCAUAUCAUUGAUUCAAAAGUCAUGUCCAAGGAGGCUUUAUAUGGAAACCUGGACUCUACAACUCGGGAGUGGACCGAUGGUCUUUUCACGAGCAUCUUACGUAAGAUUGUGGACAACUUGCGUGGUGAGGAGUCAAAAAGACACUGGAUUGUGUUUGAUGGUGAUGUUGAUCCCGAGUGGGUCGAAAAUUUAAACAGUGUACUGGAUGACAACAAAUUGCUCACCUUGCCUAAUGGUGAGCGUCUUAAUCUACCUUCGAACGUUAGAAUUAUGUUCGAAGUAGAGACUCUUAAAUAUGCGACUCUUGCUACUGUCAGUCGAUGUGGUAUGGUCUGGUUCAGUGAAGAUACCGUGACCUCCAACAUGAUGGUGGCAAACUACCUGGAUUCUUUGCGUACUGUGGCAUUCGAGGACCUAGACGAAGAUACAGUUUCCACAGGACAGAGUGCAGCCAAGGCUCUUGCUCUCCAAUCUCAAGUGGCGGACCUUCUCCAGGAGUUCCUUAUUUCUGAGGAUUUCAUCACCAAUGCGCUGGAACGAGCCGAGGCAUUCAACCAUAUCAUGGAGUUUACCGUUGCAAGAGUGUUAAGCACACUGUUCUCACUCCUGAAUAAGAGUGUCCGCGAUGUGAUCGAGUACAAUGCUCAGCACGUUGACUUUCCUCUUGACUCUGAACAAGUGGAAUCCUUCAUUGCCAAAAAGCUGCUGCUAGCCUUGGUCUGGUCCCUCACAGGUGAUUGCCCACUCGGCGAUCGAAAAGCUUUCGGAGAUUGUCUUGCUGGUUUAGCUACCUUUGGAUCUCCAAUUAUGGGUGAUAAUUCCGCUUUGAUCGAUUUCGAUGUAACUCUACCAAAGGGAGAAUGGAUAUCGUGGCAGAAUCAGGUCCCCACAAUCGAAGUCAACACACAUUCGAUCACGCAAACCGACGUCGUCAUUCCCACUCUGGAUACUGUCCGCCACGAAGACGUUCUCUACUCUUGGCUCGCUGAACACAAACCUCUUUUGCUAUGUGGUCCUCCAGGUUCUGGUAAGACCAUGACGUUGUUCAGCGCUCUUCGCAAGCUGCCAAAUAUGGAGGUCGUUGGACUCAAUUUCUCCAGUGCGACAACUCCUGAUCUCCUAAUUAAAACAUUCGAGCAAUAUUGCGAGUACAAAAAGACACUCAACGGUGUCAUGCUGUCGCCAACCCAAAUUGGACGCUGGCUUGUACUCUUCUGUGAUGAGAUCAAUUUGCCGGCACCUGACAAGUAUGGAACACAGCGAGCAAUCUCUUUCUUGCGCCAACUCGUUGAGCAGAAUGGAUUUUGGAGAACAUCAGAUAAAACCUGGGUGACUCUUGACCGUAUUCAGUUCGUUGGAGCUUGCAACCCUCCAACCGAUGCAGGCCGAACUCCUAUGGGUGCAAGAUUCCUCCGUCACGCCCCGCUCAUUAUGGUUGACUAUCCCGGAGAACUUUCCCUCCAACAGAUUUAUGGUACAUUCAACACGGCUGUUCUCAAGAUCAUCCCGUCAUUACGAGGUUACUCCGAGUCGCUUACGAAAGCAAUGGUCAAAUUCUAUCUUGAAUCUCAACAACGCUUCACGCCCAAGAUCCAACCCCAUUAUGUCUACAGUCCUCGUGAACUUACUCGCUGGGUACGGGGUAUAUACGAAGCCAUCCGGCCACUCGAGACUCUGACUGUGGAAGGACUGAUACGCAUUUGGGCACACGAGGCUCUUAGAUUGUUCCAAGAUCGUCUUGUAGCAGAGGAGGAGCGCCAGUGGACUGACGAAGCUGUUCAUCGAAUUGCUCUGGAAUUCUUCCCUACGAUUGAGGAAGACAAGGCGCUCGCUGGUCCAAUCCUUUUUUCGAAUUGGCUGUCAAAGAAUUAUGUUCCUGUGGACCGAGAACAACUUCGUGACUUUGUGAAAGCUCGCCUAAAGACCUUCUGCGAAGAAGAAGUCGAUGUUCCACUGAUUUUGUUCAACGACGUCCUUGAACACGUACUUCGUAUCGAUCGAGUCUUCAGACAACCACAGGGUCAUUUAAUUCUGAUAGGAGUCAGCGGUAGUGGAAAGACCACUCUUUCCCGCUUCGUUGCCUGGAUGAACGGAUUGAAGGUCUUCCAAAUCAAAGUCCAUGGAAAGUAUUCGGCAGAGGAUUUUGAUGAUGAUCUCAGAGAUGUUCUACGUCGCGCGGGUUGCAAAGGAGAAAAGAUAUGCUUCAUUAUGGACGAAGCCAAUGUUCUCGACUCUGGUUUCCUCGAGAGAAUGAAUACACUGCUUGCAAACGCCGAAGUCCCCGGUCUUUUCGAAGGCGACGAACUCGCCUCCUUGAUGACGGGCUGUAAGGAAGGUGCUCAAAAACAGGGUUUGCUUCUUGACUCUCAAGAAGAGCUAUACAAAUGGUUUACGUCACAAAUUGUCAAGAAUCUCCACGUCGUGUUCACCAUGAACCCGCCCGAGGGUGGCUUGUCAUCAAAAGCUGCAACUAGUCCCGCUUUGUUCAAUCGUUGUGUCCUGAACUGGUUUGGAGACUGGUCUGAUCAAGCUCUUUUCCAAGUGGGUACGGAAUUGACGCAGUCUGUUGAUCUCGACAGACCCAACUUCACAGCCCCAGACAGCAUACCCGUGGCUUACCGAGACCUCAAUCUACCCGCAUCUCAUCGCGAGGCUGUCAUCAACUCCAUGGUUUACAUACAUUACUCGCUCCAUCGAUUCAAUGCCAAGCUUCUCAAGCAACAAGGACGUGUUACUUUCCUGACUCCAAGACAUUUCCUAGAUUUUGUUGCGCAAUAUGUCAAGUUAUACAACGAGAAACGUGAAGACCUUGAGGAGCAGCAGCGUCAUCUGAAUGUUGGACUCGAAAAGCUGAGAGAUACUGUAGAUAAAGUCAGAGAUCUUCGUGUCAGUCUGGCUGAAAAGAAAGGUCAACUUGAGCGAAAGGACGCGGAGGCAAACGAGAAACUUCAACGCAUGGUUGCAGAUCAGAGAGAGGCCGAGUCCCGAAAGGCGACAUCUUUGGAGGUUCAGGUUGCUUUAGAAAAGCAGGAGACUGCCGUUGCAGAACGGAAAGAAAUCGUCAUGCACGACCUGGCCAACGCGGAGCCUGCUGUCGAAGAGGCUCAGAAGAGUGUCAGCAACAUCAAACGACAACAUUUGACUGAAGUUCGAUCUAUGGGUAACCCUCCUCAGGGUGUCCGAGACGCUCUAGAGUCUGUAUGUACCCUGCUUGGCCACAAGGUUGGAAAAGAUUGGAAAUUGGUUCAAGCAGUUGUUCGCAAAGACGAUUUCAUCGCCAGUAUCGUGAACUACGAUAACGAAAGACAAAUGACCAAAGCUCUUCGUGAGGGGAUGCGCAAGAAUUACCUCUCCAAGGAAGAUUUCACUUACGAAAGAGUCAAUCGCGCAAGUAAAGCUUGCGGUCCGCUCGUACAAUGGGUGACUGCUCAAGUCAAUUACUCUGAGAUUCUCGAUCGUGUCGGUCCCUUAAGAAAUGAAGUGAUCGAGCUCGAAGAGCAAGCACUCGAGACCAAGGCACAAGCCCAAGCCAUUGAAAACACGAUCAUUGAGCUAGAGCAAAGUAUCGCCACGUAUAAAGUUGAGUAUGCUGCUCUCAUCAGUGAAACACAAGCUAUCAAGUCCGAAAUGGAGCGAGUCAAAUUCAAGGUUGAUCGAAGUGUGCGCCUGCUUGAUAGUCUUUCGUCCGAACGAGUCCGCUGGGAAGAGGGAAGCAAAUCUUUCGAAACACAAAUCGGCACCCUUGUCGGUGAUGUUCUUGUCGCGGCAGCAUUCCUUGCCUACAGUGGACUUUACGAUCAACAAUUUAGAAAAAACAUGAUGGAAGACUGGAUACACCAGCUUCAUAUGUCGGGAAUCAACUACAAACAGCUCAAUCCUGUCACAGAGUACCUGUCGACCGCAGAUGAACGACUGAAGUGGCAAGAGAACUCCUUGCCAGUGGAUGAUCUAUGUACCGAAAACGCUAUUGUCCUUAAACGAUUCAACCGUUAUCCUUUGAUCAUCGACCCCUCUGGCCGUGUCACAGAGUUCCUACAGAAGGAAAGCAAAGAACGCCGUCUGACUGUUACCAGCUUUUUGGACGACUCUUUUACCAAACAACUGGAAAGUUCGCUCCGAUUUGGUAACCCAAUUCUCAUCCAAGAUGCUGAAUAUCUGGACCCAAUCCUCAACCAUGUUCUCAAUAAAGAGUACCAAAAGACCGGGGGUCGUGUUCUCAUUCAGCUCGGCAAACAGGAAAUUGAUUUCUCGCCCGCCUUCAAAAUCUACCUUUCCACUAGGGAUCCUUCUGCAACUUUCCCUCCCGAUAUUUGCAGUAGAACUACGUUUGUCAACUUUACUGUUACCCAGAGCAGUCUCCAGACCCAAUCCUUGAACGAGGUCCUUAAAUCGGAGCGACCAGACGUCGAUGAGCGCAGAUCUAAUCUCAUCAAAUUGCAAGGCGAAUUCAAGGUGCAUCUUAGGCAACUGGAGAAGCGAUUAUUGCAAGCACUCAAUGAAUCCCGCGGCAACAUUCUCGACGAUGAUAAUGUAAUCGAAACUCUAGAAACGCUGAAGAAAGAGGCAGCGGAAAUUUCAGCCAAGAUGACCGGCACUGAAGGUGUAAUGAAGGAGGUGGAGGAGACGACUCUCCAAUACGACGUCAUCGCCAAAUCUUGCAGUGCAGUUUUCGCAGUUUUAGAGCAGCUACACUACCUCAAUCACUUCUAUCAAUUCUCUCUGCAGUACUUUCUUGAUAUUUUCCAUUCGGUACUACACAAUAGCAAGCGAUUGGCCGCCGAAACGGUGAACCACAGUAUCCGAAGAGAUAUUAUUGUUGAAGAGCUAUUCGUUACAACGUUUCAACGUACGUCUCUCAGUCUGCUUCAGAAGGACAAGAUUACUCUGGCAAUGCUUCUUGCACAAGCAGCUCCAUUCAAGAUGGACAAGAGCCUGAUUGGUGUCAUAUUGGAUGAAAGUGUCACCGGUACUGAUGUGUCAACCGAAUCCGACAAGAAAGAGGAAGUAAUUACCAGAGCUUCAAAGCUCCCAGCACUUCGAGGAAAACUUGAAGCUGUCUCCAAUGAAGCAUGGGAUCGAUUCCUGUUCGAGGAAGCAGGAGAGAACUACGUACCACAAAUAUGGGACUCAACCGCAGACAAGCGCGAUCAGGAACUUAUGUCGCUACUUCUCGUCAAACUUUUCAGACUGGAUCGUUUUGUACCAACUGCAGAACGUUUCGUUACAAUCGUAUUUGGUUCAGGCCUCCUGGAAUCGACGGAAGAUCUGAAACAGAUUGUUCAUCAAGUAUCCUCCAGCAGUCCAAUUGCAUUAUGCUCGAGUCCAGGAUUUGAUGCGAGUUAUAAGGUUGAGAACUUGGUGCAGCGUUCCCGUGCAACAUGUACAAAUAUUGCCAUGGGAUCUAAUGAAGGUCCGGCAACCGCGGAUAAAGCCAUCAGUAAUGCGGCGGCUACUGGAUCUUGGGUCCUGGUCAAGAACGUUCACUUAGCUCCAACCUGGCUACAAAGUCUCGAGAAGCGCAUGGAUUCACUCAAGCCUCAUGCUGACUUCAGACUGUUCCUUUCAAUGGAGUCGAGUCCUAAGAUCCCUGUAAACUUGUUGCGGGCUUCUCGUGUGUUGAUGUAUGAGCAACCGGCUGGAGUCAGAGCCAAUAUGAAGGACUCCAUGGCAUCUCUUUCUACAAGAGGCGCCAAGUCACCAGUUGAGCUAUCAAGACUUUACUUGCUUCUGUCGUUUUUGCAUGCCGUGAUCCAAGAGAGAUUGAGAUAUGCGCCAACUCUGGGAUGGAAAGGCUUCUGGGAAUUCAAUGACAGUGAUGUAAGUGAAAAUCAGGUCAACUCAAAUUUAGACAAGAUGCUAAUGUGAAAUAGUACGAAUGUUCUGCUUUCAUCAUCGAUACCUGGGUUGAGACAGUCGCUAAAGGUCGUACAAAUGUUGCACCACAAAAUCUUCCAUGGGAGAUGAUUCGCACCCUUAUUGUGGAGACAUAUGGAGGUAAAAUUGACGACGAGGGGGAUUUCGCUCGUCUUACACAAUUGGUCCACUCCUUCCUCACUCCUGCAGCCUACGAAAUCGGACAUAAACUUGUCGAGGGCGCUGCUGGUAAUCUUGGAGAUGGCAGCAAUGACGGUAGCUUGAUUGUCCCCAGUGGAACCUCGAUCCAGGAGUUCACGCAAUGGAUCCAAAAGCUCCCCGAGAGAGAACCACCAACUUACCUCGGACUACCUGCCAAUGCUGAGAAGCUGUUACUUGUUGGCCAGGGUCGAAGCAUGAUCCAGAACCUGGACCGAAUCACGGAGCUGUUGGAUGAGGGUGAGCAUGUGAUGGCGGAGGCUGCAUAGAUGCAUGGUGUUUCUUGUGUGUACGAGACACUUUUCUUUUCCGUUGAUUGUGAUAGUAGAUAGAUCUUAGGGAGCAUUUGAACGGAUAAGCGCCGCGAGCGAAGGGAUUGUAUGGAUUAUUGCCAGAGAUGAGCAUGAGCAUGAAUACGGAAGGGAAAGCAUAGUCCUGUUUGUUGUUGUUGCUAUUUUUCUUUGGGAUGGAGAUUUUGCUGUCGCCCUUUUAUACCCAGUCUCCUUUGUUGUUGCCUUUUGGUGGUAGACUUUAUGGAUUGCGCUGCGGGGGUUUUUUCGUUUCUCUUUUUUUUUGUAGCAUAGUAAGUCUAAGAAUCACUGAAUUG